AUGCCCAUUCCAAAUGGCACCAUGUUCAUGCCCUCUGUACUGACCUUUAUUGGGAUCCCUGGCUUGGAAACUAUACAGUGCUGGAUUGGGACUCCAUUCUGUGUUAUGUACCUCAUUGCUUUGAUAGGACUUUCACUCACCAUCAAAUCUGAACCCAGGCUCCAUGAGCCUAUGUAUGUCUUCUUGGCCAUAUUGGGAGCCACAGACAUUGCACUUAGUACCAGCAUUGUCCCCAAGAUGCUUGGUAUUUUGGGGUUCCACUUGCCAGAUAUGAAUUUUGAUGCUUGCCUUUUACAGAUGUGGCAAAACCACACAUUUCAUGUUAUUGAAUCAGGAGUCCUAUUUGCCAUGGCCUUUGAUCGGUAUGUAGCUAUUUGCAUCCCACUGCGUUAUACAACCAUCCUGACAACAACCAUGGUCAUUAAAAUGGGUCUGGGUAGCAUGAUCCGAGCCAUACUUAUGGCUUUGCCCUGUCUUCUUCUCAUUAAGAGGCUACCAUAUUAUACCAAAAAUGUCAUCAAUCAUACCUAUUGUGAGCACAUGUCUGUGGUGAAGUUGGCCAGUGCCAAUACUCUCAUUAACAGAGCAUAUGGCAUCUCAGUGGCCCUUUCAGUGAUGGUAUUGGACCUAGGGCUCAUAGCCACAUCCUAUAUCAAAAUCCUCCAGGCUGUCUUUCAGCUCUCUUCCCAGAAUGCCCGCUCUAAAGCACUGGGCACCUGUGCUGCCCAUGUCUGCACUAUUCUUGCCUUCUACACACCUGCACUAUUUAGCUUCCUAACUCACCGCAUUGGCAAGAAGGUACCUCCAAGCGUCCACAUAAUUUUUGCAAGUUUGUACCUUCUGAUACCCCCUACAGUCAAUCCCUUGGUAUAUGGUGUCAAGACCAAGCAGAUUCGUGACCGAGUGAUGGGUCUCUUCUUCCCAAACAAGAAAAUUUCUGAAAACUGA
Molecule: messenger RNA, 948 nt
Organism: Myotis lucifugus (little brown bat)
Lineage: Eukaryota; Metazoa; Chordata; Mammalia; Chiroptera; Vespertilionidae
Product: olfactory receptor 52A1-like
Biological process (GO): G protein-coupled receptor signaling pathway
Cellular component (GO): membrane
Molecular function (GO): olfactory receptor activity; G protein-coupled receptor activity
Source: RefSeq, a predicted model, not a curated record